This is a messenger RNA of Penicillium cataractarum, 2904 nucleotides long. RefSeq names its product putative kinesin family protein (KipA). Lineage: Eukaryota; Fungi; Ascomycota; Eurotiomycetes; Eurotiales; Aspergillaceae. Gene Ontology annotation, molecular function: microtubule binding; microtubule motor activity; ATP binding. Gene Ontology annotation, biological process: microtubule-based movement. The record is from RefSeq and is a predicted model, not a curated record. The coding region runs from base 1 to 2904 and encodes 967 amino acids. The transcript is spliced from 2 exons.
AUGGCUUCCAUGUCCACCCUUCCAACUCCGUCACGGCCAUCAACAAACCCUCCAACCGGCUCUUUACCCCCGCUACCAACUCCCAAAGCCAGAAAAAGCACCCCGGCUCCCGAUGCGCCUCGAUCCGCAUCUCCAUACCAACCGUCCAAGCUACGGACACCGUCCAGUCCUAGACCCCCGUCCCUUCGGUCCCCACUAUCCAGUUCCAACUCGACAUCGAAUCUGAGUGCGGUCCGGUCGGUCUCCAGUGGCCGAACGCCAGGCAGCCCCGAAAAGCCUCUACGCCGAACCAUCAGCAUCGCUUCUUUCCCACAACCUCCCAAGGCUAGUAGCCGCCCUUCCACCUCCGCAUCUUCAGUAUCGGGCAUCCAAGGCCCCACUUCCUCUGGGAAUACGAAGCCUCAGCGAAGCUCGCGGCUCAGUACAGGCACCACCAGCAGCUACCGCAGCUCCAAAACUCCAUCCUUGCUGAAUGGGAGCGCAGAUGGAAAGUCGAUCCUGGCAGAUGCACGGGAUCCGGAAGCCUCGCCGUCUCACAGUAGGAGCUCUUCUGCCCAGGGGUCCUGUUCCACCAGUGCAACUACAUUUGAGGACACGGACGACGCUACGGGAACUGUCAAGGGUGGCAAGGCCAAAGAGUCCAAGGGUAAUGUGAUUGUCAGUGUUCGUGUUCGACCGGACACUAGCAAUGGAGGCGAGACCCCGCGAAAUCACGGUGAAUGGGGGCUGGAUGGGCGUCGGAGUUUGAUUUCCCACCGCGGUAAAGAUGGAGGCGAUUACUAUUAUGAUAAUGUCUUUACACCACAAGAAAACAACGCCAAGGUCUACGAUUCAGCUGCGAAACGGCUUGUGCGACGAGUCAUGGAAGGAUAUCACGGUACUGUCUUUGCCUACGGUAUGACAGGUACUGGUAAGACGUUCUCGAUGCAGGGUACUGCCACCUCUCCCGGUGUGAUUCCACUCGCCAUCACCGAUAUCUUCUCUUUCAUUCGGGAAACGCCCCAUCGGGAGUUUUUGCUCCGAGUCAGUUAUCUGGAGAUUUAUAAUGAGAAGAUCCACGAUCUUCUUUCGACCUCAGUCACCAACGGUGUCCCGGCACCUCAACAGGAAGAAAUCAAGCUACGUGAAGACAGUAAACGUGGGGUGUAUGCAACGCCACUGAAGGAAGAGAUUGUGCAGAGCCCGACACAGCUUCUGCGAGUGAUCGCGCGAGGAGACCAUGCCAGACGUACCAGCAGCACCCAGUUCAACGCGCGCAGUUCUCGAAGUCACGCAGUCGUUCAGAUUGUCGUCGAAAGUCGAGAGCGAGUGCCAGCCGGAGAUUCGCAGGAUAAGCGGUCUGGCAUUGCUCCCGGUGGUGUCCGAGUGUCGACCCUGAGUUUGAUCGAUCUUGCUGGUUCGGAGCGUGCGGCCGAUGAUAAAGAGCGCCGGACUGAAGGUGCCCACAUCAACAAGAGUUUGCUUACGUUGGGUAACAUUAUCUCCAAGCUUUCGGAGAACAAGGACAAGCAAGGCAAUCCGAUUGAUCGAGAUGGUAGGCAUCUGCCAUACCGUGAUUCCAAGUUGACCAGGUUGCUGCAGCCCGCUCUAUCAGGAAACUCUCUUGUCAGUAUUCUCUGCACGGUUCAGCUAGUCGCUGGUAUCAACGCACACUCGGGUGAGACCCUGAACACCUUGAAGUUUGCUGCACGAGCGAAGAACAGCAUUGUCAGUCAUGCAAAGAAGGCCGAGGAAGCCUACGGUAGUGGCGGCGGUGAUGCCGGUAGUCGGGUUCUCCUUGAACGCUACCGUAUGGAGAUUCAAGCUCUUCGUGGCCAGCUUGAUACCCAGGCCAAGGCGCAGGCAGAGAAGGAGCUCAAGUGGGAUGAGCAACAAUUUGAAAAGGAAGCCCAAGCUCGCCACGAAGAGCAGGUGCUGGAGAUGCAGCUAGCCCGAACUGCUUUGAAGGAACGGAUUGAGCAUCUAAAUCGGUUGAUUCUGAGCUCCAAAUCAACCGGUGUGAACAACCACGGCAGUCUCUCAUCUGCCUUUGGUCGACUUUCCCGAAUGUCCGCCACCGACUCUGGGACCCGUUCCCUUCGCUCAUCCGCUAGUCAGUCCACAUUGGGCGCAGCUCACUCGUCCAUUCGGCCCAUGUCGUAUAUGUCGGUCAACAGCAAUGACCCUUCGGUGUCGAUGCCCUUCACCAACGCCUCGUUUGGCAAUGAAGACGACGAGGAUAUGGGCGAGUUUGGUGAUGGCAAAGCAAGCCUGCAGCGACAAAUCACCGCCCUGCAGGCUGACCUGGGCGACAAGAAUCGAUAUAUCUCCACGUUGGAGCGACGAUUGCUUCAAGCUCGUCGCUCGAGUCACUCUCGAAUGUCGGUGGGGGUCAAAUCCAAUGCCCCUUCCACCACCACCAUCUCCGAGCACCCGGACAUGAUGACCCUACUCCGUGAAAAAGACAUGGAGAUCAACGAGCUUCGUAUCCAGCUCGAUGAUAAAGACCGGAUGCUGGCAGCACUUCGAUCUGCUGCCCGCCACCGCGACCUGGCCGCUGUGACCAGCGACUCUCAAUCUCCAGAACUGAAAGUCAAGAUGGACUCGAGCACUUCUGGUCCAAGCAGUCCUCAACUCCAAGCCCCCGGUGAAGUGAGCGACAAGAACACGAGUCCCUCAAGGCACACCGCUCCUGGGAAAGUCGGCGAGAGAGAAGAGGACCGGAGAAAGAACAUGGACGAAGUGUCCAGGAUGCUGGAUGAGAUGAUCCAAGGCCGAGUUGAAAGCGGUCAUCUGGACAGAAACUCCCUUGGCCACUUCAAGCGUGUGUCGAGUGAUAGCCGUCGAGGUUCGAGCUCGGCUGAGGUGCCGAAGUUGACCCCCACCGUUCCAGCAGAGGCUGUUCCAGGCUCUCCGCCAAGUUGA